Molecule: messenger RNA, 2031 nt
Organism: Fusarium redolens
Lineage: Eukaryota; Fungi; Ascomycota; Sordariomycetes; Hypocreales; Nectriaceae
Product: heterokaryon incompatibility protein-domain-containing protein
Exons: 1
Coding region: 1-2031 (676 amino acids)
Source: RefSeq, a predicted model, not a curated record
AUGCCCUUGGCUCACCGUGAGAAAAAUGCAGGGGUCGACUGUGGAUAUUCGCCUUAUGAGUACACACCGCUCAGCGCUGGUCAGAUAAGACUGCUUCGGUUGCACGCUGGCCAAGAAGCAGACCAACUGAAUGGCGAGCUUAUUGUCAAAAACUUCGAAGAACUACCCCCACGACCAAAAGCAGGCACUUCAGCCCUAACAGAGCCGAUAGAUCCAGAGAAAUAUGUUUGUUUCGACGCCAUCUCCUAUGUUUGGGGCCAAUCAGCCUUCGCAGACUCCUUCUUCACGCCUCAAGGAUCCAUCCCAAUAACAGCAUCACUCGCUUCUAUUCUACGACGUCUUCGUGAUGAAAAAAAGUCUCAACUAUACUGGGCUGACGGCCUUUGUAUCAACCAGUCAGAUAUAGCUGAGAAGGAAGUCCAAGUGUCUCUUAUGGGCAUCAUUUACAGCUCUGCCAUGCGAGUUCUGUGCGACAUUGGUGAGGAAACGGAGAAUAUCGCACUUGUACUUGAAGCCAUAGAGCGUUACUGGAAGCGAAACAUCCGCCAUGGAUUUGUAAUGGGCCAAGGUGACUCUAUGAUUCUUUCAGGAGAGUCAACCGCAAAGCUCAUGGGCAUUCCAUAUCCAACAGAUGAGGAGGCAGAUUCUAUCGAAGAUGUUGAAGGAGAAGAAUGGCCCAAGCGGUAUCUCGAACUCAUCUCUGCGCCAUGGUUUCAUCGCCUUUGGGUCGUGCAAGAGUUUGUCCUUGGGCGUGAUGUAGUCAUGGUCAUUGGCCGUCGACACAUACCUUGGGGACAGCUCUGGGCAGGUACUGUAUGGUACAAAGGAGUCGAUUGGCCAUGGGACUCGGCCGAGUAUACGAACGAGGAUCUAACAAGCCUCUUCAUGUCAUUCAACGCCAUGUGUCUUGUUCGUUCAUGUCGACUUAUCGAUCUCGACACGCCCCAUGGCCGUGAGUUCAAUGACACAGUCAAACUACUUCUUUGUGGAGUCGAGAUGAAUCAAGCGAACUUGCCGAUGUGUAUGGUAUUUUUCUGCUCGCACGGCUGUACUGUGCCACGGGACCGUUACUUUGGUAUUCUCGGUAUGGUGGAUGAGGAGGACCAAGAGAAAGCACUCAGCCUGCGACCUGAUUACACCUCCCCAAUGAGUGACAUCACCAUGCGAUUCUGGAGAUAUGCGCUGCAGACUGGUUCCGGGGGAGAGCUCAUGCUCUGUGCGGGUCUACCAGGCCUGACCGAAGGAUAUCCUUCUUGGAUAAGAGAUCUUUCUGCACCGAAACCUCUGAAUCAUAUAUGGAUAGGAGCUCCAUUAAGUACUGCAUGGCACGCAGCAGGAGGGCCGGCAAGCACGUGGUCCAUAGCCUUCAGCAACGAGGACCCUGAUCAAGCUUUUGUUCAGGGAUAUCACAUCGAUGAUAUCUCAGACAGGUCACCCACUGGGGCUUCUGAUCCUUUCAACUUUGUAUCGAUGACUCGUUGGAUUGAAGAAGCUUUCAACUUCUUCACUGGGUCUGAAUCGUCAGACGGCGAUUCGAACAGAUUAUAUCCCCUAAACACUGAUCCUGUCCGCGAAGCAGCAUUGAAAGUGGUGAUGGAUUACAACAAGCAAGACACGAUGAGCCCUGAUGACGAAGAGUUUGAGGCCAUGCUUCGAAUAGGAUUGUCUCUCCCUCUCGCAGCUUUCUCUGAAGACGCCGAGGAAGAUACAAUUCUGGAGAAGAUUGUUUCUGAGUUUGAAGAUGAAGAUGAAAUACUCACUUUGCAGGAGCUUUUCCUUCGUGUACACAAGACAAGAGGGCUGGGAUACUACAAAACUGGGAAGGGCCUGUUUGCACUGCUGCCAAAAGGGGUCUGUGUUGGUGACUCUGUCUGGAUCCUCAAGGGAUGCCGGCUACCUGUUGUGCUACGACCAAGUAUAUCGCAUCAUGGGCCGUAUGAGUUUGUUGGAGGUGGCUAUGUGUAUGGGGUUAUGAACGGAGAGAUGCUCGAAAAGCCUGGGUUUGAAUGGCAAAAAGUCUCGCUCAGAUGA